This is a messenger RNA of Temnothorax curvispinosus, 2740 nucleotides long. RefSeq names its product nuclear receptor subfamily 2 group F member 6-like. The transcript is spliced from 8 exons. NCBI's taxonomy places the organism in Eukaryota, Metazoa, Arthropoda, Insecta, Hymenoptera, Formicidae. Gene Ontology annotation, biological process: cell differentiation; regulation of transcription by RNA polymerase II; anatomical structure development. Gene Ontology annotation, molecular function: zinc ion binding; nuclear receptor activity; RNA polymerase II cis-regulatory region sequence-specific DNA binding. The record is from RefSeq and is a predicted model, not a curated record. Bases 89 to 1399 code for a protein of 436 amino acids.
GCUAACCUUACGAAAUGUCUCAUAUCAAACAAACUAAAAAACUGGAUAAGUACGAUACACUAAUCUAAAUUGGGGCUUUAGAAUAUCUAUGUAUCAUUCGCGACGAUCGCCAAAUUCGGCUGAAGAUUUAACAGAUCGCAGUGAACAGAGAGGAAACAGAGAGAGUUUGUUGCAGAACUUGCAAGGAUCUAAUACAAGUUCGUCGGACAUGGAGGAAAACGGACGCGGGGAAACGCUGUGUAAAGUCUGCGGGGACAAGGCCUCUGGGAAGCAUUACGGCGUGCCGAGUUGCGACGGAUGUCGGGGUUUCUUCAAGCGGUCUAUCCGCAGGUACGCGAGGAAUCUGGAUUACGUGUGCAAGGAAAACGGGCGCUGCAUCGUGGAUGUAUCGCGGCGCAACCAGUGCCAGGCCUGCCGUUUCACAAAGUGUCUUCAGGUCAACAUGAAGCGAGACGCUGUACAACACGAGAGAGCACCGAGGAGCACGUCUUCUCUUGUUGCAGCGGCGAGGAGAACUUCUUCGGGGCUUUACACGGGCAUCCCUAACGUCUAUCAUCCCGCAAGCAGCACCUACCAUCCACUUCUAUAUCCCGCAUUGUUCCCCUUCAAACCCACGGUACCAACAUUCACCCCGUCCGUCGCGCAUUUUCUGCCACGACCGUCUCCGGAAUCUUUGUCUAUGACCACUGCCAAGGAAGACGAAGUUACCAGCUCCGAGGAAGCGGCAACUGUCGAUGUCAGAAUCGAAUCGAAAGAGGAACUAAUGAGUACUCGCUUAGCGCCGCCGGUUAUCACUUCCGUCUCAUCGGAAUACGCCAUGCACAGCUUAUCUCUCCUGCCGACCGAAAAUAUCUACGAGUUCGCGGCGAAGUUACUUUUCUUCGCCGUGCGAUGGGCGAGGAGUAUACAUUCCUUUCUGCAACUUCCUUACAGAGACCAAACUAUCCUUCUGGAGGAGUCUUGGAGCGAGUUGUUCGUGCUGACAGCCGCGCAGUGGAACUUUCCCGUGGAUGAGACCACCCUGGUGCCCGUGGAUCUGCCGAUAGAGCGGAGGGAAGUUCUCCUUGAUAAAGCGAGGAGGCUGAGGGAACUCUUAGCAAAGUGCGCCGCGUUGAGGGUGGAUCAUUCGGAGUACGCCUGCUUGAAGGCCAUAGUCCUCUUUAAGGCGGAGUCGCGAAAUCUCUGCGAGCCGGGACGAGUGACGGCGUUGCAGGAGCAGACGGUAGCGGUGUUCUGCGAGAGGGAUGCGCGCAGGGUGGGUCGAUUGCUGCUGCUUUUACCACCGGCGCGUGCACUCUGCCGUGCUACCCUGCACGAGCUGCUGUUCAAGCCGACGGUCGGCGAUGUCAGCGUGGAGCGACUGUUGGGCGACAUGGUCGGCGCCCUAAGGCCUACCUAACUGCUGGCACGAAUGAGCCCCUUUUGCUCUUGGGAUAUCUGUGCCGUGUACGUUUUACCGACACCCCUUUAUCGGCGAUGGCGAAAUAUUCAGACCGAGGGAUGAUCAUGCCGAGAUAAAAUUGAAAUAUACUUUUGCGUCGUAAAAGAUCUGUCUAUGGAAGAAAUGCGCGUCUACGUGAAAAAUCGAUUUAUUUUCGACAUCGACCUCUAAAUAAUUUACUUUCCUUAAAAAUAAUUAACGUUAAAGCACAUAAAUAUCGUGAUCGAUUUUGACGUCGUGUAAGUCACGUAAUGGGGUUGAUUGUUUUAGAUAUUGAAGAUUGUUAGAGUAUGAACGUAAUGGCGUAUGUAAUUAUUAUCGUUGAUAUGAUUAUUGGAACAGUCUAUGGUGUUGACACGGAGAUAGAAGGACAGAAGUGUUCUAUAUCUACGAUUCUGUCACCGAUAUCGAUCACUUAAAAGGUCUUAAGGAUAUUGAAUCUAGUCCAGUAGAUUUCUUGCUCCCCCUUCUAAGAUAACUUUAUUUAACUUUAGUUAACUACGAUUGACUGAAUAGUCCCUUGUGUUACUUUAUAUAGUGAAAAUUCCGGAAAAGCCAAUUAAAGCUGAUUAGUGACGUCCAGAAUAUUCUAAAUAAACUAUUCUAGUAGACUAAUAAUUGUGAAUGGGACAGAUAAGCAAUAAGCGAUAAAGAUAAUUCUUGUUGCCAGCUAGCUUAUCGAAUUAUGAUACGACCGCGUUGGCCGUGCCGAUAAAAUGGGCAAAACGGUGAUAAAAUGACAGCAGAAGGGAAACGUAUAUACGAGAUUUCGUGACGCAGCGACAGUUUCGCUCGUCGGACUAUCGAUUCACGAUGGACAGAAUUAUGGCGCUAUUCAAUGGCAUCAAUUCUUUCCGUGUGUGUAUGUGGUAUUAUACUUAUAUACAUAAAUGGGCUUUGCGCAAUGUAAUAUUUAUGCACCUUAAGUGGAUACAUAUAUGUACAUACCUGUCCUAGAUAUAAGUAACUUUACCGACGACCGUAGCGAAUCGUAAAUUAGAUGAUGUAAUGCAUAUUAAAGCGGCACAAACGCGUAUUCGUGUAAUUACUUAAUUAAUCGAUUAAUGGUCUCGUUCAUUCCGUUCUUCGUGCCACUAGUCGGAUAUAUCUGAAGCGAAAAACGAUUGUCGUCAUUUCCAGCGUUACUCUCGCUAAUGUUAUCUCUGUAUAGUAUUAAUUCUUUGCGCCAGAGCGACCGAAGAUUAUCUAAUCGCGAGUUGGUCGCUAUUGAUGCCUGUCGCAUCAUUUUCAAAAAUUGUUCUCCGUAGUAAUUAAACUGGAAUAAAUCCCUUCAGAAAA